AUGCUCUACAAUUCCGUCUUUGCUUUGGCCAUGGCUGCAUCAGCUCUCGCCACUCCUCUCAUGGCCAAACGCGCCGCCGCCUUCGACUGCAAUGUCGCCUUCGUCGCCUGUGUGGCAAAUCCUUACCUCGGAGAAAGCUACUGCAACGACGUCCGCAACACCUGCGAAGCCUGCUGGCAAACCGAACAAUCCUGCAGAGUAACCGCCGACUACGCCAAAGGCAUCCAAUGCACCGUAGAUGCCCAACUCUGCUUCCACACCGCCGAGAACCCUGCUUCGGUCUAUGGUGCCUACGAUUGUGAUGCUGCGUUUAGCACUUGCGCUUCUGCUCCCAACACCAAUCAUGCUUUCUGUGCGGCUCAGCAGGGUGCUUGUAACGCUUGCGAGACGCAGGAGAAUCAGUGUCGUGCUGCACCUGGUGCCAAUCAGGCUGGAUGCUCUGCGCAGUCGGCCGGCUGCUUCAGGGAUGCUGUUACUUCUAAUGGCUCUUACACUGGCUAG
Aureobasidium vineae is the source of this 501-nucleotide messenger RNA. The record is from the annotation of a GenBank genome assembly. NCBI's taxonomy places the organism in Eukaryota, Fungi, Ascomycota, Dothideomycetes, Dothideales, Saccotheciaceae.